Molecule: messenger RNA, 2640 nt
Organism: Megalobrama amblycephala (Wuchang bream)
Lineage: Eukaryota; Metazoa; Chordata; Actinopteri; Cypriniformes; Xenocyprididae
Gene: il22ra2
Product: interleukin 22 receptor, alpha 2
Exons: 6
Coding region: 985-1698 (237 amino acids)
Molecular function (GO): protein binding
Source: RefSeq, a predicted model, not a curated record
UAUAUUUUAAAUGUACUAAAUUGCAACUUUAUCAUUACAAAUUUGCAUUUAAUAUAAAUUUAAACUAUAACAAUUUUCAUGUAAUUGAAAUGAACAUACAUGGAAUUACAUGCUAAUUUAUAUCAUUUUUCCACUGUCAAACUUCAGCGGAAAUAAAAACUCACCAUUGCAAAAUGGCAACAGGUGGUAUUUAGCUGGUAAUACGUGACUGUUCAUCCUAUCAGACAUGUAAAUGCCCUUUUAACAAUAAAAGUGAAGUGAAAUACAAAGACUAUAGGGAACAAGUGAAAGGUCAGAGUCUUAGCUAGAUCGUACAAGCAGACAGAUGCGUUUCAAACUAUAAAUGAAAGAGGAAAUGUGGUUACACCAUUUCCAAAAUUCAUGUAGGUAUCAACUGAUCUUGCCUUGGUAUCACAGCUAAUUAAAAUUUAUAGUACAUGUAUUUCCCUUUCUUCUUAAGAGCUGCAAUACAAGCAGGCGUGAAAGCAGCAGUGCUCUGAUGUAUAUUUUAAAGAGAAGACAUGCAUCUCAAGCAUAAGAUAAAACCACUCUUUUUGUUUCCAGUCAAUUCAUGUUUUCUGUGGUUAGUGGUUAGGUGAGGUAUUCCCUGAAUUUGACAUCAGCGUGAUGUCCACAUCAUUACAAAGGAACUAUUUAAAAUGAAAUGGAAAAAAGCAUUUCUUCAAGGGUUUUAUGAGUCGAUUGUUGUGGUUAUGGAUCAUCAUUAAACAUACUCGAUCACUGAACAUCUCUCAUAAUGAGAUAUAAGAUCUAAUAUUGAAUACAAUUUACAAAAGAUAUUCAUUUAUUUUACAUAUUGAAGUAUUUAGACAUUAUUGAUUCAAGUAAAAUAAUACAACAAUAUACAGGAUGACACUCAUUAGGACAAAACACUCAUUACCGCAAAAUGGGAAAUUCCUUUGAAGCACGUGCCAAAAAGAGGAAACCAAUAAGGUUUAAAGGUCUCAGAGAUGAACCACCAAAAUGCCUUUCAUCAUGUUUGCCCUGACUGGACUUCAAUGGCUGGACCUUGUUUUUGUCAUGUGCCUUCUCUGUUGGACAGACUGUAGCCCUUCUCAGCAGGAUGAUAUGGCUCCCCUCGAAGUAAAAUUCUAUUCUUUGGACUUCAGAAAUGUCUUACGCUGGAAACAUCCACACAAAGCUGCCAAAAACUUGAAAUAUUUUGUUCAAUAUAAAAUAUAUGGAGACAAGGAGUGGACUAAUUCUGAAGACUGUCAAGGCAUCCACGAGCUUGAGUGUGACCUGAGCGAGGCGACAGCAGAUCCCAGAGAAUGGUACUAUGCCAGGGUCCGUUCCUUCUCCCCUGAGGGCUUCUCAUCAUGGGUCCUUAGCCACAGGUUUUACCCUCAGUGGGAAACCAGUUUCAGCCCACCCCAGUUAAAGGUGACUGUGACAGGACAGACCAUUACAGUUCAGAUCAAACCUCCGAGGACACCACUGCGAGGACAGAAGGGCUCUAGAAUACGAGUGACAAAACUACAGAAACUGGCAUUCAGAAUAUACUUAAUGCACAAUGGUGUAGAUGAGGAAAUUCAUGAAACAGACAGUUGCUCCAAGGAGCUUGUGAUUGAGAGGCUACGUCCGAAAACCACCUACUGCCUUCAGGCUCUGUCCGUUACUCCUCGCUCAGGCCGCAAAAGCUUACGGAGUUCCAGCACCUGCGUCAACACUCAGUGAGGGUUUAGUGUCUCCCACAGGGUGAGGCUGCUUCUGGACCUUUGUUCAACAUGAAAAUUACACACAUGCACACUAGCCUACAUAGUGGAAUGUCUGCAAAUUUUCACCAAGGCCACCUUUACUAUAAGAUGGAAUAUAAGCCAGGCCUAGCCUUUUGGUUACAUUAAAGCUGAAGUGUGUAAUUUCUGUGCCACUAGAACAAUCAAAGGGAACAUGAAAAAUAAUGACUGUUUACAUAUGGGUUUCCUGAACACUCAUCUUUUAUUGGCUGGUUUGAGCCAACAGUAUAGUGUGAAAGGUGUUUUUUUUUUUUUUUUUUCUUUUUUUUUUUUUCUCUCAGGGAAAUCAACUUACUUGAAGUUAUUUAUUAUUAAGUUAUGGUAUUAACUUGGAUAGUAUUUUAAAGGGUUAGUUCCUCAAAAAAUGAAAAUUCUGUCAUUAAUUACUCAUCCUCAUGUUAUUCCAAACCCAUAAGACCUUUGUUCAUCAUCGGAACACAAAUUAAGUUAUUUUUAAUAAAAUCUGAGAGCUUUAUGUCCCUCCAUUGACAGCCUACACAACUACCACUUUCAAUCCCCAGAAAGGUAGCUAGAAAAUUUCUUUACUACCUUUAUUUUAUUUUAUUUUAUAAAAAAAUAACUUAAUUUGUGUUCAGAUGAUGAACAAAGGUCUUAUGGGUUUGGAACGACAUGAGGGUGAGUAAUUAGUGACAGAAUUUUCACUUUUGGGUGAACUAACCCUUUAACAUAAACAUACACACUUCAGCUUUAAUGCUAAUGACUGUUGAAAAUGUAUACAUUAACUAAUAGUCAUGUUUAAGGCUGACACACAAACACCAGACAAAAGUAGUUAUGAUACACAUUAUGAUACAGUGUUGGAACACAACAAAUAUAAAUGUUUACAGCACAUGACAGAAAAUAAAAAGAAAUGAUGAAAGAAAAA